AUGCUCUGUCCCUUGUUAGUCGGAGUUAAGUUUUCAAUGGAAAUAAUACGCACUAAAACAGUGAAGUUAUUAGGCAGCUUUAGAAAAUGGCACUCAGUCAAAAUCAUAUUCUGAUUUCGGUUAUUCUCACCAUUUUAUCAAUCUCUCCACUAGCAGCACAUAAUUGUGAAUCGGAUACGUAUGACUUUUGGCAGUACUAUAAUCCGAGUCACAAGCUAGACUUGAAGGCCCCCACCGGUUUCACGAUUGCCGAGUUUGAGGUUCGGAACCUGCAGAGUGUAGACUAUUCUAACAAGUACUUAGACAUAAAGGUCGAAAACGAUCGACUUGUUUUUCGCACCACAGCAGAAUUUGAAAAGUACGAUAAACAGGAAAGCUCAACACGGAUCGCGCUGCAAAUUGAGUACAAAUGUUCCGUCGGUAAAACAGUCGGAGCGUACUUUCAGGACAUACUGGAAGCGAACAACUACGAUCCGGAGUUCACACGGUCAGUAUACGAGGUGACGGUUCCGCUACCGCUACCGAAGAACUUCGAUCUUACUCCGUACAUUGACGGUGGACAGGGUAUUGUUGCGACCGAUUACGACCUGGUGGGAAACACGGUGACGUUCAGCUUGGAGAGUAAUAAAUAUCUUAGGAUCGAGUCGGUGCCCGUUAGUAAUAGCCUCAAGCAGUUUCGAGGUGUUGUACGACUGCAGGAUCAAAUUCUGAAGCUGGCCGACAACAUCGAGUUGGAGGUUCGUGCGGAAGAUAAAGGCGUUCCGCCCAGAUCGAGUACAGCUCGACUGGUUAUUCGACCGGAUGCGACUGUGGUUUACAAUGAUCCACCCACGUUCAAGCGAUCCUUCAUUCGUGAAGAUUAUGAGCCGAAUUCGGAGAACUCAAUAGUGUUGGAGUUGAUCCAGGGCACAGAACACGAGGAUCUGGAGUAUGUAUUGAUGGGCGACGAUAAGGAAUACUUCGAGUUGAGUGUGGGUGUUGCUAAAAAUAAUGCAACACUGUCGAUGAAAUCUGAACCGAAACCACCGAAAGGGAAAUUUUUCAUGAAUGUGAUUGUUGAGGUAAAACGAUCGGAGCUCCUAUCGGAUGAGUGCGUUGUGUUGAUUGAUCUCAAAGAGUCAUCGCAGGAGGGUUCGAAGGUAACGGUUGAGAAAACGUUUGUCGUUAUUCAUCUGGAGGAGGAGCGAGUACACAGUCAGGUGUUUCCGGCAAAAAUCGGUGACUGUACGUAUCGAAUAGUUAGUCAACAUCCUAAAAAGGAGGUUGAUAUUUUUACAGUCAACGAAGCUACCGGUUGGAUAGAAUCAGUACGUUUCGAUCGGGAAGAUCGUGAGCUGUUUACGGACAUGGAGCGUCCUCAGUUUAAAAUCGUACUACGCCUAGUAUGUCAAGCACAAUCAAUUGAAACAGUUGACAAUCGUCAAAUAAAAGAAUUCGAAGACAUUCCUUUUACUACUGAUACCACCUAUCUUACUGUUAUUGUUGACGAUAUCAACGAUAAUGCUCCAACAUUCACGUUUCCAAAGGAGGGAGAUUUAUUCGCUUAUCCAGUAGCUCGAAUAUCGGAGCGAUUGAUGAUUUCAAGCCUACUACAGGUUUCGGCGUACGACUUAGAUGCUGAUUUAAAUGGUAGUAUCCGUUUCAGUGUAACUCCGAAUGGUAACUUCGAUAUUGAUCCUAAAACUGGCAGAAUUUUUCCGCUCAAAAGUGCUCUGAAAGACGAAAACACGAUUCAGCUGGACAUAAUGGCAACCGAUCGAGACGGUGCUGUGGACGGUAACGAAUCCCGGCUGCGAAUUUACGUUGUCCCUGUACUCCCUUAUCAAUUGUCUCUGCUACAGUUGAACGCAAUGCGUGAGGAAGCUUUGCAGGAUUAUUUGGAUAUGCUGCUAGCAGCAACUGGGCUUAGAGUUGUGGCACUCCCAGGUGGUUAUACGUCGCUUUCGGAGUCAUCCACCAGGCAGCAAAACUUUGAAACCGCCCUCAGGUAUGCGGUAGCUGCGUUCGACGGGCAGAAUGCGAUUGUAUCAAGUGAUAGUUUGGCUAAUUCUCUAAUGAACAACGAUGAUGCAAAACUGUCCUCCUGGAAUGAUCUAUUCAUCGAUGAACUUCCUGCAGAGGACUGCACCGUUUAUCCAUACAUAGUUAUUAUGGCUGUGUUUAUUGUAUUGUUUAUAGCCGUUACAGCGUUGGCUAUUUUUUGGUGGGCGAAAAGUCGUUCAACUCUAGAGGAUUCAUCUACUGCUAGUACGGAGGAGCCAUGUGCAGACUCCGGUAGUGUUUUUGUUGAGAACUCUCUCGCCAAUGCCAAAUCAACACCACCAAUGGUCAGAAAACAUAUCGAGGAUGUUACAGUUGAUGAUUCUACUGAUGGUUUUGUCAGAAGUAACAGGCUGGCGAAAUCACUUUCCGACCUGUUGAUCGUCGAUGAGAGUGAGGAAGUGAGCUGCAACGAAGCUAACAGUGGUACCCAGAGAAGAAAAUCGAUUCGAUUCAACGAAAAUGUAGAGAAGAUAGAGGUGCUUGAGAGCUGAAAAAGCUGAAACUUUAUUAAUAAUUUGUAUAACUUUUUCUCUAACAAAAUAAGAUUGUUUAGCUAAAAACGCUCGCUGUAGAUCGAAUCGUCGUCACCAUCGGGAGCCGAUGCGUUGUGAUGUUCGACAACUUCUAUUCUUUCGACAAGUUCGUUGAAUUUGACGUUCUUCGGUUCCUGCGUCGAUUCAUCAAGUGUUGCCCUCGAAGAGACCGUAUUAUUUUCGUUCACUCUCUCGAGUUGACUCUCUAGCGAGCGCACCAGUCGAUCGGGGAUUUUCGAGUCCUCGGAUUCUGGAAGAAUAGACAAAAUGUAAUAUACAGUUAACGAUUCGGUAUUAGAUGUAUUAUUAUCUGUUCAAUUUGUGUUACAUUUCUGAAAUCGUGCAAAAUCCUAAUCUAAUUUUAAUUAUAACCCUAAAAAGAUA
This is a messenger RNA of Wyeomyia smithii (pitcher-plant mosquito), 2960 nucleotides long. Its product is annotated as protocadherin Fat 1-like. NCBI's taxonomy places the organism in Eukaryota, Metazoa, Arthropoda, Insecta, Diptera, Culicidae. The coding region runs from base 87 to 2534 and encodes 815 amino acids. The record is from RefSeq and is a predicted model, not a curated record. The transcript has 4 exons. Gene Ontology annotation, molecular function: calcium ion binding. Gene Ontology annotation, biological process: homophilic cell-cell adhesion. Gene Ontology annotation, cellular component: plasma membrane.